This is a messenger RNA of Lytechinus variegatus (green sea urchin), 3191 nucleotides long. Its product is annotated as putative protein FAR1-RELATED SEQUENCE 10. Lineage: Eukaryota; Metazoa; Echinodermata; Echinoidea; Temnopleuroida; Toxopneustidae. The record is from RefSeq and is a predicted model, not a curated record. Bases 848 to 2704 code for a protein of 618 amino acids. The transcript is spliced from 5 exons. Gene Ontology annotation, molecular function: zinc ion binding.
AUAUCAUUUGGCAAUCUUUCUAAUCUAACAAGUUACCAAUUUGCACCAAUUUUGUAAAUGCUGCCAAUUGAGGAUUCACAUUAUUUCAGUUUGCACUUGAAAUAAUUCCUAUGAGCCACUCAGCCAUUCAUGAGGGCUAAUUUUUUCAGAAAAAAAACCCCUCUCUUUUUGUACAUAUUUCAGAAUUUUAGAAAACCUGAUUGAAUUGUAUCAGAUGUGGUCUGCUACUCAAUGGGUGAAAUUGAAGCAUAUAAAUGGAAAAAAAAGUGGAUUGAAACAUAAAGAGAAGGUGAGAAAAUAGUGGCAAUUGAAAGUAGGCAUUUGGAACAUGACCACUACACUAUAACCGUGCUCAUUGAAAAGAGAGAUAAUGUAAGUGGUAGAAAUUUAAAAUGUACAUUUUUUUUUCUUUCAGUUGCACUGUGUCAUUGGAGGAGAAAAACCAAGAAGUCGCGGAUCAGGAAAGCGUGAUAGAAGGUAUGAUCCUGGUAUGAUCAGUGAAUGGGCUCUAGUCCAAUCAAUCCAAGUCUUGAGACCAAGAUCGAGUCACUUUACCCAUUACAAAUGCAAAGACAAUGAAAACGCACACAUCCACACACCCUCACACAGACACACACACACAUAUAUAUAUAAAUAUAUAUAUAUAUACAUACACCAAAAUCACUGAAUUACUACUGAACCACUAAAAGAGGUCUAAUUUUCAAAAUUAUUCGAAAGUCUAAAAUUUUCUGAAAGUGUUUGAUGGCUCAACCUAAUUUAUCAUUAAAUAUGCGUAUGAUUCUGACCAAAUUUACCAUGCCGACCAAACUAUACAUUUAUAAUUCUUUCAUCUUCAUUAUGUAGCACAAUGCGGUCAUCGUGUCCUGUCAUGCUAAAGUUGCUGGCUUCCGUGGAUGGGAAGAAACUUCGCUUAUCGUCCAUGGUAUCAGAGCAUAAUCAUGAGGUGUCAGAGGCACUGUUUCGCCACCUGCCUCAGCAGAGGAAACUGUCUGAUGAUGAGAGGGAGGAAGUAAUGGGAUUUCUUGCAAUGGAUGCCAACAAGAAACUCAUUCAAGAGAGAAUGCAGAGCAAAACUGGGAAGGUCAUUGUGCUUCGAGAUUUAACAAACAUUGCUGCUAAGGUGAAGUGUAGAGAACAAGAUGCAGCCACCAUUGUGCGGACACUCCGUGAAAAAUAUGGUGCGACAACAGAAGUCCUGAAAGACAAGAGCAAUCAACUCACUGGCCUAUUCUUUCAAGAUCCGGAUAUGCAUCGAAUCUAUCAGGCCUAUCCGGAACUUAUCUGCGUAGAUGCAACAUACAAACUAAACAACCUCAGGAUGCCUCUCUACCUGAUUCUUGUGGAAGAUGGUAACGGUAAAAGUGAAAUAGCAGCGGCAGCAAUUCUUGCGAGUGAAAACAGAGAGAGCUUGAAAUGGCUGUUUGAAAGUUUCAAGAAACACAAUGAACACUGGCCCCAAACAGUUAACAUCAUGAGUGACAAAGAUAUGAAUGAACGAGAGGCAAUAGGAGAUGCCUUCCCUCAAGCAAGCAUGCAUGUUUGCUUGUUCCACACACUGCGGACCUUCCGUCGAGAGGUAACAGAAGGGAAGAUGGGUAUUACCAGUGGACAGAGAAUGACGGCUCUGAGGAUACUUCAGAAAAUAGCAUACAGUCAGAAUGAAGAAGAGUACAAGAAAAAUCUAACACUUCUUGAGGAGUCAUGUCCAUCUGCAGUCACACAGUAUGUGAAGGCAAACUGGGAUCCCAUCAGAGAAGAAUGGGUCCUUGGCAUGAAGAACACUUACACACUGUUAAACAACACAAACAAUCGUCUGGAGUGUCUGAAUCAGAAAGUAAAAAGCGUUGUAGGACGCUACAGCACACUGCCAGAGUUCAUAUCAAGAUUCUUUGUUUUGGUGCACUCAUUGAGAGGUGAGCGGGACCAAGAUGCAGCAAACAUAGUUCAUAAGAGGAAGGUGAUGAAGUUGCCAGAAGAUGCACCGGAAAGGAAAUACUGUGAGGUUCUUACCCCAUAUGCAGCCUCAUUAGUGAACCAGCAAUUGAGCAGAAAGGCCAGCCCAAAUUCCCAGUACAAAACAAUGCAAAAUGAAUGUAACUGUAGUUUCUACAAUGCUACUCACCUACCAUGCUGUCACAUCUUCCAGCUUAGGGCUGAGCAGGGGCUGCCAAAGUAUGACAAUGACCUGUGCCCACUGCGUUGGACCACUGCCUUCUACAAAUCCCAACAGAGGAUUUUUGUGACUCACCAGGAUCAGCACAUGGUAACACCGAGAUCUGCAGGAGUUUCAGUGGAGCAACAGCAAAUACGCCCAAUUAGCCAGCAUGCGCGCUAUAGGACAGCGAUAGACAUAACAUCAAAGUUGGCAUCUGUUGCAUCAGAGACAGCUGGACAAAUCUACCAGAACAGAAUAACAUCACUUAGAAGGAUCUACGAGAUGUGGUGCCAAGGAAAAGAAGUUACCAUAACGGAAAAACAGGAUGACAUUGAUGCCCAGGAGGCCACAGAGGUGAUGGUAGUUGACAGGAUGGACCAGGAAGAGGAGAGAGAGCAUGGAGGGGACAAUAAGGAAGGAGAGGAGGAUCAGGCUGAGGAGGAGGAGGUGGGACAGGACAAGGAGAUUAGACAAGAGGAGAGGGAAGAUGAUCUGACAGCUGUAGGUCUGCUUCAGGAAAUGCAUUUGACAGGUAUAGUAGUUGUUUGAAAGUAUUGCUUUCAUUACUAAAACAUUCUUUCAAAAGUAGUCUUUUAAGCAUGCGCAAUUAUUUUGCGCAGUUAUUUGAAAGUAAAAAUGUAUUCCAACUCGAGAUGUCAACUAAGAGAAAUUUGUAAUGAGGUUGAUGGUACACUAAAUAGCAUUCUUUCUAUGAAGAACUAUAGACAUCAUAAUAUGAGGUGUUUCAGAUUUUUUGUUUUAUAAUGGAUACUUCGAUAUCUUUUUAAUGGUUUGGUGAAACCUGUAUAAAAUUGUAAUAAUAAAACUCAUGUUUUUUUAUCUGAAAGUGUAAGAUCAUUUUCUUGUCUAUUUAGUAUCUGUCUUCUUCAGAUAUUUUAUGUGAGUGUAUAUUUUCAGAAGAUUGAUUGCAACUUAUCAUUUGUUCCUUUGUAUUGCUGAUUUGCUUUACAUAGUUAUCAAGUCUCCAGAGGUUGAGAUGAUGGAAGAGGAAAGGUUGAAGGAAUGUGAGGUAACG